AUGGCCGAUUUACUGAAGAAGGUCAAAAGCAAACUGUUCAAACACAAAAAAGCCAAAAAGGAACGGAAUGAGGUAGGGGAUUUGGAGAUUUUGGAAUGUGGAAGUUGAGUGGAAGAUUUGUAAUGUAUUUUGCACUGAAAAUCUUCCACUCAACUUCCAUUUUUAAAAUGUUUUAAAAUGGCCUAAAAACACGAUUUUGACUAUUUUUGGAAGUGGAAAUUUACAAGAGCAUCAAAAGACCAUUUUGAACCCUAAAAUUAACUUUCAAUAGCCUCAAUCAGAAAAAAACCUUUUCUUAUCAAAAAACCAAAUUUUAAAAAAUGGAAGUUGAGUGGAAGAUUUGUAAUGUAUUUUGCACUGAAAAUCUUCCACCAAAUUUCCACUUCCAAAAAUAGUCAAAAUCGUGUUUUUAUGCAAUUUUAAUGCAUUUUAAAAAUAGAAGUUGAGUGGAAUAUUUGCAGUGCAAAAUACAUUACAAAUCUUCCACUCAACUUCCACCUUUUAAAAAGUGUCAUUUCUUGUUCUGUAACGACAGUUCUUGCUGUUUUACAUUCUGUAGAGAAAGUUCUGGCUUAAUCUGACGCUUCAAACCAUAUUUCUAGUCAAAAACUAGAAAACAAAAAAAAAACUGAUGUGUUUUGAAAAUGGAAGUUGAGUGGAAGAUUUUUAAUGCAAAAUACAUUACAAAUCUUCCACUCAACUUCCAUUUUUUAAAAUUUGGUUUUUUGAUAAGAAAAGGUUUUUUUCUGAUUGAGGCUAUUGAAAGUUAAUUUUAGGGUUCAAAAUGGUCUUUUGAUGCUCUUGUAGGCCUCAAAAUGUCCUUUUAGGCUGUAUGUUGUGACUUUUAUCCUUUAAAAAUGACAUUUUUCGCGAAAAAUUACAGCUUUUUUGCCCAAUUUCAGAUAAAAACCUCCACUCCACAAAUUAACCGCACCGCUGUCCGUCUGAUCCGUGAGUACGAAGAUGUUCGAUCUAAAGUCGAAACCCCAAAGAAGUAUUCGCAGCUCUUCAAGCCGGCUACAGUACGACGACUGAAAACCAAAUCCGUGGCUAUGGGAGAGGACCUGGACUACGUCGACUCGGAUUCUGAUGACUAUUCUUUUGUUCGUAAUUCAGCCAAAAGAGUAUCGUUCAAUCCACAUGUUCGUGAUGAUGAAGUUGAUGCUCUGAGAGCCAAGUACUACGUAGGUUGAAAUUUGAAUUUUAGCUUUGGCGGGUAAAUUUGGAAGUGGGUUUUAGGACUUUUGAAUGGGCUAAAAUUGAAUUAAAAGUGCUUCUAUAUGUUCAACAUUACUUAAAAUGGCAUUUUUUAAAAAUUUUUUGAAUUUUUGUUUUGGCGCCAAAUUUGGCGUUGUGUUUCAGAACGUUGCUUCAACGUAAAAUGAUAGUAUAAUUUUGGAAAUAUCUUUAUUGAAAUUCAAAAUCGUAAAAAAUGUUGUUUUCCUCAUCUUUUUGAUAUAAUUUCUGGUUUCAGAAGCUAGAAAGGGACUUUGCCGUAGCUCAACGACAACUUCAAAACAAUACACGAAGAAGCAUCCGAUUCCAGAGGUUGUACAAAGCUGAAAAGGAAAAUAAGAGACAUUUGGAGGUAAGUUGGUAUUAUUUAUUAUUGAUUUCGGUUGAUAAUUUCAGUUUUUAAAUUUUUUUUUUGUUUUUUGGCGGGAAAAUGAGAAUUUGAAAAUUUUGUUAUAAUUUUUGAGAUUUUGGUUUAAAAUUGUAUUUUUAUGUAUGUUUUAGAAGGGUUUAGUUAUUCUUGGUAUUUAAGCUUCAUGCCUUGGGCUAUAAUUUUGAAUUUUGGCGGGAAUUUAAAAUUUCAAAUUUUCAGCGAGAAAACAAACUGCUAAAGAAGAGUUUUGUGGACCUCGUGGACCGGACCUUUAAUCAAUCCGAUUCAUCGAUGGAAUUCUAUGAAACGGCGAACACAACUUGCACGGCUGGAGCUCCAGAAGGCAUGGUAGACGCGAAUGUGAGCGAGACCCUGUUACAACUAUAG
Molecule: messenger RNA, 1993 nt
Organism: Bursaphelenchus okinawaensis
Lineage: Eukaryota; Metazoa; Nematoda; Chromadorea; Rhabditida; Aphelenchoididae
Source: the annotation of a GenBank genome assembly